AGAACUCAGGAAGAGAUGAAAAACUGAGAUUAGGGGCGUGACCAGUCUGCUGAUCCUAUGCUGCACAAAAGGCCAAUAUAAGAACUUAGGCAGAGAUGUGUGCAGUCUGAGACAGAGGACAUGGCAGCCAGAACAGUCAGCGCGCUUAUAACAGGAGCCAACAGGGGUCUUGGCCUGGAGAUGGUGAAGCAAAUGCUGGAGGGCCCCAUACCAGUGGGGAAGUUGUUUGCCUCUUGCAGAGACCCAGAUGGACCCAAGAGUGAGGCCCUGCAAACAUUGGCAAAGAAGUAUCCUGACAUCAUCCACAUCGUUCGCAUGGACAUAAGUGACCUUUGUAGCAUAAAAGAGAGUGUUCAGCAGGUGGACUCUGUGCUGGGGAAGGAGGGUCUCAACCUGCUUAUUAACAACGCAGGGAUUCUGACCAGAUGCAGCCUGCAAGACUGCACACCAGAGGACAUGCAGAGCAUCUUCAACACCAAUGUUGUUGGCCCUAUGAACAUCAUUAAAGAGUUCCUGCCGCUCCUCCGCGAUGCAGCAAAGGCCAGUAAGAUACCAGGGAUGUCAUGCAGCAAAGCAGCUGCUGUAAGCAUUAGUUCCAUAAUGGGAUCAAUGGAAAUGGUAAAAGGGACAUAUUCCCUCUGUCCUGUCACCUCUUACCGUGUCAGCAAGGCAGGUCUGAACAUGCUGACGGUGUGCGCUGCAGAGGAGCUGAAGAACGAUGAGAUCCUGUUUUCUUCGCUGCACCCUGGCUGGGUGCGCACUGACAUGGGUGGAGAGGAUGGGGAGAUUGAUGCCCAAGAGAGCGUGGAGGGGAUGCUCCGUGUGCUGGCUUCACUGACUGAGAAGCAGAAUGGAGCCUUCCUGGAUUACAAAGGCAAGACUGUGCCCUGGUAGCUCCCAAAGAAACAAACACAUGUGUGCUUCAAAAGUUGCAGUGAAUCCCCCAAGUGAAAUAAAGUGAAAUCAUCAGUUGAUA
Messenger RNA from Labrus mixtus (cuckoo wrasse), 976 nucleotides. Its product is annotated as C-signal-like. The record is from RefSeq and is a predicted model, not a curated record. The transcript has 6 exons. NCBI's taxonomy places the organism in Eukaryota, Metazoa, Chordata, Actinopteri, Labriformes, Labridae. The coding region runs from base 121 to 894 and encodes 257 amino acids.